AUGGUGUUCUUACCGGACGAAAAGCUCGAUCCUCUCGGGGCCAUCCCCGACAGCAUUCCAAUUAACGAGUUUAUGCUCAAUGAGCGAUAUGGACGAGUCGCCCACGACAGCUCAAGGGACCCGUUCACAUGCGGUCUGACUGGCAAGACGUACUCGUCCCGCGAGGUGGUGGACCGAGUCGACCACAUUGCGCGGGGUCUCGCCAAGGAAUUCGGAUGGGCUCCAAACGAGGGUACGGAAUGGGACAAAACGCUGGCGGUUUUCAGCGUCAAUACGAUCGACUCUGUGCCCUUUUUCUGGGGUGUCCACAAACUGGGCGGCAUCAUAUCUCCUGCCAAUGCCGCAUACUCGGCCGAGGAAUUGAAGCACCAAAUUCUGGACUCGGGCGCAAAGGCUUUGUUCACCUGUGUCCCGCUCCUGUCUGUCGCACUGGAUGGCGCCGCUCAGGCUGGCCUCCCCAGGAGCAAAAUCUAUCUGAUUGACGUUCCGCAACCACUUCUCGGCGGGGCAAAGCCCCCGGCCGAGUUCAAAUCUAUCUCGCGACUAGCGGAAGAGGGGAAGACCCUACCCGCACUAGAGCCGCUAAAGUGGGGACCUGGAGAAGGUGCUCGACGGACUGCAUUUUUGUGCUAUUCGAGUGGAACGUCUGGCUUGCCGAAAGGUGUCAUGAUCUCCCACAGAAAUGUCAUCGCCAACACUCUACAAAUCACAGCAUUCGAUAAAAGUUACCGUCAACCCCUUCAGCCAAGCGAUGGAAAGUCCAUUUGGUCCGAGGUCGCCCUUGCCCUGCUACCGCAAAGCCAUAUCUAUUCCCUGGUCGUGAUCUGUCACGCUGGUCCUUACCGUGGAGAUCAAGCCGUGGUCCUUCCCAAGUUUGAGCUCAAGUCUUAUCUGGCCUCAAUCCAGAAUUUCAAGAUCACCGGUCUAUAUCUGGUGCCACCGAUUAUUAUCAACAUGUUGCGCAGCCAAGAGGUUUGUUCAAAGUAUGAUCUCAGCUCUGUGAAGAUCUUGUUCACCGGCGCUGCGCCGCUUGGGAUGGAGACUGCGACCGAAUUCCUCAAGAUCUAUCCGAAUGUUCUCAUUCGCCAAGGAUAUGGCCUGACGGAAACUUCUACUGUUGUCUCCUCCACACAACCGCAUGACAUCUUCCUUGGCUCUUCUGGAUCUUUGAUACCUGGCAUCGAGGCCCGCAUCAUGUCGCCCGAGGGACAGGAAAUCACUGCGUAUGACACCCCCGGCGAGCUGGUCGUCAAGUCACCCAGUGUAGUCCUGGGGUACUUGAACAACGAAAAGGCCACCAAAGAAACAUUCGAGGAUGGAUGGAUGCGAACCGGUGACGAAGCCGUCGUGCGCAAAAGCCCCCGAGGCAUUGAGCAUGUCUUCAUUGUCGACCGUAUCAAGGAGUUGAUUAAGGUCAAGGGCCUACAAGUGGCACCCGCUGAGCUAGAGGCCCACAUUCUCACGCACCCCGAUGUGGCCGAUUGCGCCGUCAUUGCUGUCCCCGACGACAUUGCGGGCGAAGUCCCCAAGGCGAUCGUGGUCAAGUCCCCUUCUGCAGGCACAGACGAAGCCACUGAGCAGUCGAUCAAAAAGUUCGUUGAAGAACAGAAGGCGCGUCACAAGUGGCUGAAGGGUGGUGUUCGCUUUGUAAACGCGGUUCCCAAGAGCCCCAGUGGAAAGAUUCUGCGCCGCCUUCUUCGGGACCAGGAGAAGGAGGCACGGAGAAAAGCAGGUGCCAAAAUCUAG
This is a messenger RNA of Penicillium macrosclerotiorum, 1746 nucleotides long. Its product is annotated as acyl--CoA ligase. Bases 1 to 1746 code for a protein of 581 amino acids. Lineage: Eukaryota; Fungi; Ascomycota; Eurotiomycetes; Eurotiales; Aspergillaceae. Gene Ontology annotation, molecular function: CoA-ligase activity. The record is from RefSeq and is a predicted model, not a curated record. The transcript has 6 exons.